This is a messenger RNA of Penicillium lagena, 2772 nucleotides long. RefSeq lists its product as uncharacterized. Gene Ontology annotation, biological process: maturation of LSU-rRNA from tricistronic rRNA transcript (SSU-rRNA, 5.8S rRNA, LSU-rRNA); maturation of 5.8S rRNA from tricistronic rRNA transcript (SSU-rRNA, 5.8S rRNA, LSU-rRNA). The transcript has a single exon. Bases 1 to 2772 code for a protein of 923 amino acids. NCBI's taxonomy places the organism in Eukaryota, Fungi, Ascomycota, Eurotiomycetes, Eurotiales, Aspergillaceae. The record is from RefSeq and is a predicted model, not a curated record. Gene Ontology annotation, cellular component: nucleolus.
AUGCUCCCGCUGCCAAGCAAGGUGAGAGAAUUCCCGGUCGAACUGCUAGCCAGCAACUAUUCAAAGCUGACUCAUGUCGAAGGCAUCAUAAAAUUCAAAGAAUUCUUGAACUCAAUAGGCCAAGCAGGGAACGAGAGUGUUAAGGCACAGAGUCUCCGCGUUCUCAAGGCCUAUUGCGAUAAGCAGAUUUCUCAUCAUGGACCGGACGAGGACCCCGUCUGCUUCCCGGACCUCAUCCAGACCUGGGGGUUCGGAGACAGCAACAACAAUGAGCCCCUGCUGACCAAUGUUCCUUCUGUUCUGGCCAUCUUCUUCAAGACCAUCUCGCGGGAGCUCGAGUUCCGCGAGUUUGGGCUUGCGCUGUGCAAACAUCUGCUGCAGAAGGAUCAGCUGCGGCUUUUCAACCGGGGCCUGACAGCGACAAAGACUAAAGAGCAUCUCAUCUCGCCCUGUCUGCGUCUGCUCACGGAGAUUGUGUCAUUUGAUGGUGGCGCCGUGGCCCGCCAGCUGUAUUCUCGGCGGUACAUCACGUUCAAGCGCCUCGAGGUCUUUCUGACGCCCAACAAAGCACAGUUGGAGAAUGCAGAGGAUGAGUCUCACAAGUCGACUCUCCGGCGGAAUGCCCAGCGGUACUUACUCGCCAACCUGCGUGUUCAGCAUGUCGCCGACAAGAGCGACAUUAUCGAGCAGCACAAAAUCACCAAAGGUUUUCUCGAAUAUGUCCGAAAAGAUUCGAGGGAUAUCGUGCUGGAUAUCAUAAAGUCGAUCGAGAGAGACAUCGUUCAAGAUGCUGUGCUUGCUCGUAAAUCCAAGAGCAAGUUCUUCAACCGCGCCAACCUGGAGAGACUCGUGACGCUCUACGGCUAUGAUCGGGAAUCUGAAGAACCCAACCCAGACGGUGUGUCUGUCGCGAAUGAAAUACACCGAGUCAUGAUGACCGUGUGCAAAACCGCUGGACUUGGCGUUCUUCUGCCAGAAACUGGCUGGUAUCCUGUCGGAACCGACCCUGAGACUUUGCCAGCCGAAGACGAUGAAACAAUUGAGCUUGGUCUUGAUUCGCCCAUUUACGUUGACAAGUAUCGCGAGUCGGUUCCCGUUCGGAAUGGCUCACUGUCGCACCUCAUCCAAUGUCUGCGCCCCGAUGUGGAUAGUCUUCAGAUCGAGCUUCUGGUAACCAUCUUCAAGGUGGCACCGGAGCUUGUGGCAGAUUUCUUCACCAGAAAGACCAUGUUUACAUCCGACCCCAAGGCUACGCCCUCGUGGAUGGCCGAGUCAGCGUUGCUCUUCUCGACGCUGCAGUUGCCCGUUCCUCCGAACUGCGGCUGGAAAGAGAAGCAACCUGCCCUGCCACCGCCUGUCUCGAUAGUUAUCGAGAAUAUUCUCCCUCGACCUCUGAACCAGAAGAUUUUGACACGGUGUCUGAAUCAGAAUGCGGAGAUCAUAACCUUGUUCGCCGUGCGGAUCCUGACCGUUGCAUUCAAUAAACUGAAGACCGUUCUUGGAAUGUUCCGUGCUGAACAUGCCCAGGCUCAGUUGUUUUGGAACCAAGCUGCUACCAAGCUACUUGCCGAGUUUUCUCGCCGAUGCCCUGAGGUGAAAGAUGUCAUAACUCUAUUCCGACGAACUGCCAAGGACGACUUGCAGCAGCAGGAAGCUGUGUCAGAGCUGCUCACUUGCUUUUACGAAGUCAUGCCGGACAUUGCACUGGAAGAGAACUUUGAUGUUUCAAUGGUCUUGGUAGACGUGUUGAAACGACUUGAUGCAUCUGAUCUUAGUGCAGAUGACUCUGAAUUGCUCUUGAGUCAGCUGCAGAGUAUUUUGCGGAUUGCACAGCAGUCUGCGUCCUUGCGUUGGUGGCAACAACCAGCGUCCAUGUCAUACUCUCCCUUUACCUCGAUUCUCAAGGUCCUUGUGGAGACCUCGGACAAAAAUUCUGCGCGACGCAUCUCUACUCUUUUGAGGACCGUUCUGACCGAAGAGAAUUCUAUUCUGCUCAACUCGCCUCAAUCAUUUGUCGCGUUAUUGGCAAGUCUGGAAGACUCCGAGUCUGACUCUCUGCACAGGCAGUUGAAGUUUUUUGAUAACUGCGUGUGUCGGGUUGCCAAGAAGCCGGUUCACUACCUAGACCUCAUCAAUUCCCUAUCCGCCGACGCGGCUGGAAGAGCCAGCCCCAUUGUCGCUGCUAUCACUGAACAGUGGCCAUUUGUCGUCAAGAGCGGCGAUGCCGCGGCUGAGGCCGCUGUUGGCUCCUGGGUUGCCAAAUUCCUUGGAAAUCUGAAGCAAGCAAAAGAGCACCAGGCUGCUUUGAAAGCUGCUCGGGAUGCAUUGGUUGAAACCACCGAGGGCAAGAAAACUCGUUCGCUUUUCAAGAAAGCCCUGAAAGAAGCCGCGGAGGCCGACGAGGGAGACCAAAUGGACAUAGACUCCGGCCCAACUGUAUCUGCUGCACCCCACAAGCCUGCGGAGGUUGACCUGGACGAGAUCUUUGGCUCCUUGCCUACCGAGGGAACAACCCACAACGCGCUGCACCGUUGGGAACGGGAGGAUGUGGAAGCGGCAGUGGAGCAAGGACGUAUCGCCGAACUGAUUCUCUGCUUGUGUUCCCAACACGAGGAAGUUCGACGCCAGGCAUUUGCCAAUAUAAUACGCUUCAUGGCGAAGCUUAAGGUAAUCCUAGCCAAUUUUCUAGGUGAUGGACUUUAUUUACUGACAACGACUAAAACAGGAGUCGAACUAUGCCGAGUGGCGCUCGGUAUACAUUCUCACAGGUGA